UUGUAAGAAUAAAGAUGGCGUCCGUUACAAAACCCAUUAAAAGGAAGGCCUCUCCUGACGAAAGACAAGAGGAUGAUGGAGUUCAGUUUAUUCCAAAGAGAAUGGAGCUCCAGCCUUUAAAAAAUGAAUCUAUUUAUUACUUUAGAAAUGGUCUGAGGCACGUGAUCCCUUACUAUUUCAAGUUUUCUACUCAUGCUAAAGGUCGAUGGGUUGGUCGGAAGGUCUAUGAUGUUUUUAGUGAAGAAUUUCAAAGCGAAAAACCAGAAUAUUACGAAAGAGCUAUUAAUCUCGGCAAAGUGACUGUAAAUGGUAAAGUUGCUACCAUGGAAACUGUCAUCAAGGAUAAUGAUGUUGUAACUCAUUUGGUUCAUAGACACGAGCCUCCAGUCUCCUCUCAAUCAAUUAAUAUAAUAACCAACAAUAAGGAGCUACUGGUGGUCAAUAAACCACCUUCUAUACCAGUACAUCCUUGUGGUAGAUACAGGCAGAACACAAUGAUUAAUAUAUUGAAAAAUGAAUAUGACAUUGAUAAUAUAUACACUAUUCAUAGGUUAGAUAAGUGUACCUCUGGUUUGUUGUUGUUUGGUAAAAGAAUAUCAAAAGUGCAGGAGAUUGAGGAGCAGAUAAGAGACAGACAAGUACAUAAAGAAUAUUUAGCAUUAGUUAAUGGACACUUCAAUCAUCCAGGUACUAUUGAGUGCAAUGAGUCUAUUAAAGUAUUAUCACAUAAAGUUGGUGUAUGUAUGGUUGAUCCAGUGAAUGGGAAGGAUUGUUCCACAUCAUUUACACUGUUACACUAUGAUAAAACUAAUAACAGGAGCCUUGUGAAAUGUGAACCAAAAACAGGUAGAAUGCAUCAAAUAAGGGUUCACUUACAAUAUUUAGGUUUUCCUAUUAUUAAUGAUCCUUUAUAUUCUCAUUCCUGUUGGACUAAACACAAUCAAACUGAAAACAUAUUAUCAGAUAUUAUUGCCUCACGGUUUCCACAGCAACCAAUUAUUAACGAAACCACUGACACAAUAAAAACUGAAGAAAUAGAGAAAAAGGAAGAGAGUGAAGCUAAAGGAACAAACAAUUCCGGUCUUGUUUUGAAGGAGAAAAAAUAUGAAGAAGAUAAGGAAAUUAUUUUUAACGUUGAUCCACACUGUACAGAGUGUCAUGCUCCAUCUCGUCCAGACCCCACCCACAAUGAAUUAAUAAUGUAUUUACAUGCACUGUCAUACACUGGACCAAACUGGGGGUACAGGACGGACCCCCCAGAAUGGGCCCGGGAAUAUUUGAAAGAUUUAUAGACAACUUUAAUUAAUAAUUUUUAUAAUA
Molecule: messenger RNA, 1320 nt
Organism: Amphimedon queenslandica
Lineage: Eukaryota; Metazoa; Porifera; Demospongiae; Haplosclerida; Niphatidae
Product: RNA pseudouridylate synthase domain-containing protein 2-like
Exons: 10
Coding region: 15-1292 (425 amino acids)
Biological process (GO): enzyme-directed rRNA pseudouridine synthesis
Molecular function (GO): RNA binding; pseudouridine synthase activity
Source: RefSeq, a predicted model, not a curated record